CUUUGCUUUCUCCGCGUUUCCAUAGCCUCUGCUCUUGGGGGACUUCCUCUAAUCCUCUUUCUCUCUCUCCCUUUAUAUAUAUGUACGUAUCUCUUCAUGAGAUAAGAGUCUUCCUGUUCUUUCGCGGCGCCUUCUUUGCACCUUCUUUAUCUAAGGAAGCUAAAAGAUUGCCACUGCAAAAAGGUCCCUUUGUGUGAUUUGUCCAUAGAAUAAAGGAGACAAAAGGAAGAUACUAUGCAAACUUCAGCAAAGAACUGAUAAUUCUCUCUGUCUCAUAGGGGAGCAAAAAGGGCCACAAAAAAUCUCUGGAAACUGAGGGAAAAAAGUCUUUAUUUUUCGAGAUCCAAACUUGGUUUCAUCUUUUUGUCAAAAGGAAAAAUAUAUAUUUGACCGCAGAUAACGAGGCACGUAAAUUUUCAAGAAGAAGAGGAUUACAGCUAGUUCUUUAUACAAACUUUGCAUUUCAGGGUGGUUUAAAACAAAUUCCAAGAUCAGUAAAGAGACUUAGAAGCUAACAAGCGCACUAUUAAUGGCGUCCUCAUCCAACUCGCCAUGUGCAGCAUGCAAGUUCCUCCGCCGGAAAUGCCAGCCAGAGUGCGUAUUCGCCCCGUACUUCCCACCAGAUCAGCCGCAAAAAUUCGCGAACGUGCACAAAGUAUUCGGCGCCAGCAACGUCACCAAACUCCUCAAUGAGUUGCAACCCCACCAGCGGGAGGAUGCAGUGAAUUCUCUAGCUUAUGAAGCAGAUAUGCGCCUCCGUGAUCCGGUAUACGGUUGCGUUGGAGUCAUUUCCCUCCUCCAACACCAGCUCCGCCAGCUUCAGAUUGACCUCAGCUGUGCCAAAUCCGAGCUUUCCAAGUAUCAGAACCUAGGUAUAACCGGCCACGGCAUCAUCGCGGCUGCUAAUGCCGCCAAUCACCACCACCAGCAGAACUUGGGAAUCAACUUGAUUGGCGGCGGUGUUGGAUCCCGGGACCACCCUUUUCACCACCAGUUCUUCCCUAGUAAUCAGCAACAAGUUAUUAGGUCAUUUGAUGGAGGAAAUGCUUAUGAUGCCGGUAACCUUCUUGCCAUGAAUGUUUCAGCAAGUAUUGGCCAGUUGAGCCAGUUUCAACAAUCGAAGGCUACCGGGGCAGCCGAUGGAAUGCGUACUCCGGUUGAACCCUCUUAGCUAAACUAUUUGGUGCAAGUUCCGGUCUCUCUGCAUUAAAAGCCAAGAAUCAAUCAUACGAAAAAGUGAAAAACUUGCAUUAUUGUUGUUGUUGUUAGUUUUCUUGAUUUCAGGGCUACAAACAUUAAUAUUACA
This is a messenger RNA of Olea europaea var. sylvestris, 1306 nucleotides long. RefSeq names its product LOB domain-containing protein 6-like. The transcript is spliced from 2 exons. The coding region runs from base 530 to 1171 and encodes 213 amino acids. NCBI's taxonomy places the organism in Eukaryota, Viridiplantae, Streptophyta, Magnoliopsida, Lamiales, Oleaceae. The record is from RefSeq and is a predicted model, not a curated record.